Megalobrama amblycephala (Wuchang bream) is the source of this 2940-nucleotide messenger RNA. It is a transcript of the gene acot9.1, whose product is annotated as acyl-CoA thioesterase 9, tandem duplicate 1. Gene Ontology annotation, molecular function: fatty acyl-CoA hydrolase activity. Gene Ontology annotation, biological process: acyl-CoA metabolic process. Gene Ontology annotation, cellular component: mitochondrion. The transcript is spliced from 16 exons. The record is from RefSeq and is a predicted model, not a curated record. Lineage: Eukaryota; Metazoa; Chordata; Actinopteri; Cypriniformes; Xenocyprididae. The coding region runs from base 384 to 1688 and encodes 434 amino acids.
GGAUCAAAACACUGUAAGAAUGUAUGUAUUUUUAAGUGAAAUUAUGUUAGUUGGAAGGGCAUUUCUUCCAGAAUAAUCUAGAAGGUGUGUACAUUUAUGUCAAAUGUUUUAAGAACGUUAUUUAGUCUCGUUGACCGCCUUUGAAAACUAUCAAAUUUUAACGGUCGUAAUUACGGUAGAACUUGGACCGUUUUGAGGAAGAAGUCUUUAAUUGUGCGCUUUUAAAACGGUUAAUACGGUAAUUUAGCCGCGCCUACGUCCCAGGAAGUGAGAACCACUGUUAGUAACAAGCUGUCAUCUCUGCAAGAAGUGAGCUAUUGUAACUUAUAUAUCACGAAAUCCUUGUUGUUAUACAAUAAAGUGGUUAACUAAGAACAAGGAAGAUGCUUUCUCCGCGGGUCUUGAGGUCUGCAUCGUCCUUAAUAUGCAGAGGGUUUUCCAUGAGUCAAAUGUGCCGACAAGGGAAGGCACCUGAUAUGGCUGAGGGAAACACAUUUUUGCUUGUGAGCAAUGUUCGCAACAGGCUGAGGGAGAUAGUUGGAGCAUCUACCAACUGGAAAGACCAUCAACAAGCAUUAGCUGAGCGUGCGUCACUAAGCCAGUAUCUUGCCCAGAGUCAGGAUGAACUUCCUGCAAAGACAAUGAAGGACAGUGCAAUCGAGGCUCAUCUUCCUCUGGGUACCCAGCCUGCCUUGAGAGAGAAAUAUCUCAACUAUCACAACAGUGUCAGGUUUGGAAGAAUUUUGGAGGACUUGGACAGUUUAGCAGUGCUCAUCUGUUACUCUCACACAUGGAAUAAGGAGCUGAAAAGAUCUCCACUGUCUAUUGUCACAGCUCUAGUGGACAAGAUCGACAUGAGAAAAAACAUAAUCUACCCAGACUGUGACAUCAAGUUCACAGGUCACGUGACAUGGGUUGGCAAAACCUCAAUAGAAGCUAAAAUGCACAUGUUUCAGUAUCAUGAUGGGGCGUACACCGAUGUAUUAGAUGCCACGUUUGUAAUGGUGGCUCGAGAUCCUGAAAACAAAAGGGCAGCUUUUAUAAACCCACUGAAACCAGAAGGACCAGAAGAAGAGGCCAUUUUUCAACAGGGGGAGAUAAACAAGAAGAGGCGUGUGGAGCUGAGCACAGCCUCUCUUCUUAAAGUGGCCCCUACAGCUGAGGAGAGGACUCUCGUUCACAACCUGUUCCUCAACACUCUAGACACACGAACUGUUAGCUUUCGAAGUCGGAUUUUACCACCUAACUCAGUGUGGAUGGAAGAUGCUAAAAUGAAAGGGCUUGAAAUUUGUCACCCACAAGAAAGAAACAUCUUUAACCGGAUAUUUGGUGGUUUUCUGAUGAGAAAGGCCUAUGAGCUUGGUUGGGCCAAUGCCUGUGCAUUUGCUGGAUGCAGACCAACGCCGGUGGCAGUAGAUGACAUCUUAUUUCAGAAGCCUGUAGAAAUUGGCUCUUUGCUAUUGCUUUCCUCACAGGUUUGUUACACAGAAGGGAUGCACAUCCAAGUCAGGGUUCACACAGAGGUGCUUGAUCCAUUGACCCGGCAGCACAACACCACCAAUGUGUUUCACUUCACUUUUCAUGUUGAGAAGGAAGUCCCAGCUGUUGUACCACAGAGCUAUGGAGAGUCUAUGCUGUACCUGGAUGGAAAGAGGCACUUUGAUGAGAUGAUAAGAACCCAAGGUUGAGCGGUCUAAGAUGUGCUGAUAGGAUGAGCGUAUCUUCCUGUCAAAGCUGCAGUGAUAAUCACCGCUGUAGUUACAUGAGAAUUUGUAUGUGUGGAUUCAGCUUUUAUUAUUUUAGUUUCGUUCAUUUUGUAUUUAUAUAUUUUAUUACUCGCUGCAUUUUUACAUGAAUGUAAAAUAUUGUUUUUCACAAUUCCAUCCUUACAUUGGGAGAGGAACAUUUUAUGAAAUGGCCUGUUUAUCUGUUUGAGGUUUUUUUUUUUUUUUAAUGUAGGCAUAUCUCAGUUAUUGGACAGUUGCAACCUAUUUAAUCAUUGAGACUUAUAACAGACCAUGUUUUAUUGGCACUACAAUGACAUUUAUAAGGAGAGAAGACUUUAAAGACUCUUCAAACAAGUGAUUUUGAUUGUACAAGGGCAAUUGACCUGUUUUUGUGUUAAUGAUCUGAAUGCUGCUGGAGCGAUUCAUGAACAACUGGUACCUUGAAAAAGGAAAUGUAUGAACAAACUCUAAAAUCCUGUCUUCCUUCCUUAAUCUCCACAAAAGGAAACAAGGAAAUCCUAAACUGACGAUCAAAUAACUCCAAAAACUUUACCGUACAUAUCUGUCCUAGAGAGCGCAGUAUGGAUAAGAAUCAGGUUUUGCAGUUUAAUCUGCAUGUUUCAGAAUGCUGACAAUUUAGCUAAUAUAUAAACAUCCUUUUUUCAUUAUUAUUGUUGUGUAUUAUUGUGUAAAUCUUACAAACAACCAUGGAAAUAUGUAUGGACAUGCAAUGGACUCUGUAAGAAGUUAACGUACAAAUUUAAUUUCCAGGAGAUUAACAUGAUGCCUUUCAUGUACACACUACCUGUGCCAAAAUAACCAAAAACUGACCAAUGAAUUCUUUUUAAUGUUUUUGUUCACUCUCUCUCUCUCUCUCUCUCUCUCUAUAUAUAUAUAUAUAUAUAUAUAUAUAUAGCAUCAUAAAUAUUGUAAUUUUCCAAGGUUUUUUUAUAUAUUAAAAAUACAUUUUUUAUUUUAUGCACUUUUAUAAGCAAGUAAAUACUUUGUUAGUUUCUUAUCGACUGGCGAUAUGUUUAUCUACAUCUGUAUUGCCUUGUAUCUCAGAUAUGUAUUUUCUGGAUUAAUUUAUUCCACAAGCGAAAGUGUCCAAUAACAGGUGGAUUACUGAAGCGAGUAGUAUGGUUGGUCAUGUGAUCUCAACACACUGGUCCGACCCGCUCCAUGUACAAUAAAAUAAAAUUGUAUUAGCGUA